This is a messenger RNA of Knipowitschia caucasica, 1359 nucleotides long. Lineage: Eukaryota; Metazoa; Chordata; Actinopteri; Gobiiformes; Gobiidae. The record is from the annotation of a GenBank genome assembly.
AUGCCGUGCUCCUGCGGGAACUGGAGAAGAUGGAUCCGACCACUGGUGGUCUUCCUCUAUAUUCUACUCUUACUGGUGGUCUUACCCCUGUGCAUCUGGGAGCUGCAGAAAUCAGAGGUUGGAACUCACAAUAAAGCCUGGUUUAUUGCUGGCAUAUUUGUCUUCAUGACCAUACCUAUAUCAUUAUGGGGGAUCCUCCAGCAUUUAGUGCAUUACACCCAGCCUGAACUUCAAAAACCUAUUAUCAGAAUAUUAUGGAUGGUCCCAAUCUACAGCGUGGACAGUUGGAUUGCGCUCAAGUAUCCCAACAUAGCCAUUUACGUGGACACAUGCAGGGAGUGCUACGAGGCCUUCGUCAUCUAUAAUUUCAUGACGUUCCUGCUAAACUACUUGGAGAACCAGUACCCCAGUCUGGUGAUGAUGCUGGAGGUCCAGGAGCAGCAGAAGCACCUACCCCCCCUCUGUUGCUGUCCCCCGUGGCCUAUGGGAGAGGUGCUGCUGUUGAGGUGCAAGCUUGGAGUUUUGCAGUACACCGUGGUCAGACCCGUCACUACAGUAAUUGCUUUGAUCUGUCAACUCUGCGGCGUGUACCACGAGGGAAACUUCAGCUCCAAAAACGCAUGGACUUAUCUUGUGAUCGUCAACAACAUGUCACAGCUGUUUGCCAUGUACUGCCUGGUGCUGUUCUACCGAGCUCUGAGAGACGAGCUGAGUCCCAUCAGACCGGUCGGAAAGUUCCUCUGCGUCAAGAUGGUGGUCUUUGUGUCUUUCUGGCAAGCUGUGUUUAUUGCCUUACUGGUGAAAGCAGGAGUCAUCUCAGAGAGUCAUACCUGGGAUUGGAACAACGUGGAAGCGGUAGCCACGGGUUUGCAGGACUUUGUGAUCUGUGUGGAGAUGUUCCUGGCGGCCAUCGCACACCACUUCAGCUUCACGUACAAGCCGUACAUCCAGGAGGCUGAGGAGGGCUCCUGCUUCGACUCCUUCAUGGCCAUGUGGGACAUAUCCGACGUCAGGGCCGACAUUUCGGAGCAGGUUCGCAAUGUUGGGAGAACAGUUAUGGGCCGUCCCAGGAAAUCCUACUUCGGCGAGGACGAAAACGACAGCGAGCGCUCCGGCCUCCUGUCCUCCGCCUCUCAAGACGCCAUAACGGAGCAGCUGUCCCACUCCUCCUCCAAGGGUCAGUACGAGGGCCUGGGCCGGACUCACACCCCUCACUCCGUCUCGGCCCCCGCGGGACUCAGCUCUGCCCACUGGGACGAGGGCUACGAGGCCACGGUGGAAGACUCCCAGGAGGAGGCGCCUCGCACGGACCAAAGCAGAGAGCCAGCAGAGGGCGAUCUCAUAGCGAUAAAUGAAUAG